Messenger RNA from Ananas comosus (pineapple), 1155 nucleotides. Its product is annotated as shugoshin-1-like. The record is from RefSeq and is a predicted model, not a curated record. Gene Ontology annotation, biological process: meiotic sister chromatid segregation; maintenance of meiotic sister chromatid cohesion. NCBI's taxonomy places the organism in Eukaryota, Viridiplantae, Streptophyta, Magnoliopsida, Poales, Bromeliaceae. Gene Ontology annotation, cellular component: chromosome, centromeric region. The coding region runs from base 83 to 973 and encodes 296 amino acids. The transcript is spliced from 10 exons.
GAGGAGCUCGGCGAAAGCAACGUACGCCAUUAGAGGAAUCCAAGUUGUUCCCGCGGAGAAAACCGACGUGAAUAUCGCGAAGAUGCCGCUGAUUCCCGGAGGCUCGAUGAGGAGGAAGACGCUGUCCGAUAUCACCAAUGUUGCAGCGGGAGAUCGAGAAACUCCGAGGCCGGUUUUGUUUUCAAUAACUGAGGAUCGCAUUGAUCACCUGGUCAAAGAAAAUGCAGCUCUGUUGAGGCUUCUCGAAGAGAGAAACAAAACCAUCGAAUCGGGCGGCGUCGAGCUGCAGAAGCUUCGGCUAGCUCUGCAGAAGGCUCAUCAACAGAAUUGGCAUCUUGCUCAAGCUAACUCUCACAAGCUAGCUGAGCUACACUUGAGGAAAGAUAGAUUAAAAGCAUUGCGACAUGAGCUCGGAUGCGCUGCUGCUGCUGCUGCUCUCAGGGCAAAGAAAUUUCAGUCGGAGGAGGAAAAGAAAUUGCACAAGCACCCUGAGAACAACAUAAUAAGCAUUGAGGUCGAGGAACGAAUCAGCAAGCCAAUUCAUCUUGUUCCAGAUGAAUCAUGUCCCGCUAAUCACAAGAAGUAUCGCAAUAUGUGUAAAAAGCACAUGCUGAGUAGUCUAUCUUUGGGAUCCUCAGUGUCAGCGCGAAAGUCGAACGAAAAGGAAAAGCAUAACCUUAAAAGGCGGAGGUCGGUGACAAGGAGAUCAGGUAAUGUGAAAGUCGAACAAAGUGACCCGGCCGAAGACUUAUUUGAGAUAGAGGAUUUGAGACUUCCCAUCCGUUCGAUGCGCGUCGCCAACGUGCACGAGGACAAUUCUGGAGAAAUGGAUCAUGCCAGCUCAGGCAGCCCUGUUCUUGAUGUUGUAGUUAACCCUGUGAAGAAAGAAACAAGAGAGGCGGGUUGUUCGACAAAAAAGCAGAUUCAAGGAAGGUCACUUUGUCGAAGGAAGUACCUAUCAAUAUCAAAAUGAGUGAGAGAUGAGUUAGCUAAAAGUGGUCGAUCGACCAUGUUGAAGUUGUGACGCGACUCUUGAGCAAGAGAUUAAAAAGAGUCGAAAUCUAUCUAUCUCCGACUUGUUUCGUUUUAGGGUGCCCAGGUAGAAUUUAAGAUGCUGUGCUUCAAUUGUUAGCGAAUGAUCAACAAUAUUAAACA